This is a messenger RNA of Chenopodium quinoa (quinoa), 959 nucleotides long. RefSeq lists its product as uncharacterized. The record is from RefSeq and is a predicted model, not a curated record. Bases 273 to 758 code for a protein of 161 amino acids. The transcript is spliced from 2 exons. Lineage: Eukaryota; Viridiplantae; Streptophyta; Magnoliopsida; Caryophyllales; Amaranthaceae.
CUUUCUCUCUCUCCUUCCUAAGGUCUUGAAUUUAAGGGAAUGUAGGUUGAUUUUUGAAGAAACAGGAAGACAAAAGAGAGGUCACUGACCCAUACUAUACCAUGUUCUUCAAAAUAUACAUCUUAAAUUCACCUUCAUUUAAUGCUUAUGAUAUCUUCUUGUAUUAUUAGCUGAUUUCUUCUACUCACUAUUUAAACACAUUUUUAGUACAUCGCUACUAGACAAUAGUAUUUGCUUUGAAUCUUUCUCUCACUCUUAAACCCUAACAUAUCAUGUCAAAAAUCUCUUGUUUUGCUAUGAUCUCCCUUUUAUGCUUAUUAUCCAUGAGUACAUCAUCGAGCGCGAGCCGACGACUUGCCGGAGUUGUUGUUCACCAGGAGCAACCUCAAAACACCACAUCUCAUGAUCCUAUGAAGAAAAUGGAGACGGUGAAAGUUAAGAGUACUAUCAACAUGAACCCAUCACAAGUGACUGCUACGAAAUUAGGCAACGAACAUGGGACGAAGGCAAUGAAGAAGGAGAAAAACACGAAGCAAAAGAAGGAAGAACACGAUCACAAGGCCCAACAUGAUGCGAAACAAUACAAAAGACAAGAUGGAACAACGCGUGCAUAUACUAAAACUUCAACGAAACUUGUUAAGAGGAAGAGUCCUAGAGUUGUAUUAUGGCGUGUGCCGAGACCGAAAAAUGAAGUGCCACAAACAGGUUUUAACUUAGAUUAUGCACCACCAAAAGUGCACCCUCCUACUCACAACUAAAAUUUUGAAUUUUGGAGUUUCGAAACGUUGAGAAAACUAAGUAGUUAGAGUUAAGCGGUACGUUGAUAAGACCAAAUAAUCUACGGUCUUUUAUAUAUGAAAUAGUAGUAGAGUGUAACAACUCCUUUUUUUACAUAAUAAUAUAUAUUUUUUUCCUUCUAAGAAAUAGUAUAUGAUCACUUACGUAAUUAAUCUUAUUAC